Heterobasidion irregulare TC 32-1 is the source of this 462-nucleotide messenger RNA. RefSeq lists its product as uncharacterized. The transcript has 3 exons. The coding region runs from base 1 to 462 and encodes 153 amino acids. The record is from RefSeq and is a predicted model, not a curated record. Lineage: Eukaryota; Fungi; Basidiomycota; Agaricomycetes; Russulales; Bondarzewiaceae.
AUGCAACAUGACGACAAUGCUAGCCUGCACAGAAUGGAGGCAUCAAUCACGGCUAAUGGCAUUGCCAUACCGGUAGUAACUGGCUCUCAUCAGCAAGGGCCCGGUUCAUUGGCUCAAGCCACUUGUUCCCUAACAUCAGGAAAGCAUCAUAGAAGGAGUUGGAAGAUGAAGCAUCAACGCACCGCUGAGAAUGGUGUGGAUGUGACUUUGGAAUCUAAUUCGAAAGUGCAACUAGAAGACUUUUUGCCGGUCUGGCAGUCUAUUGUCCGCCAUGCCAAACUCCUGCACUGUCUGACAUUGUUAACUUGCAAUGCAUUUCCUACAUACAAAGACGGCCUCAACAAUGCAUGCGCCUGCAUCUCCGCCACUGUCAAGGAGUAUGAGCAGAGGAACAAUCAGUCUGUGAUCAAAGACGAUGCCCAGAUAUCUGUGGAUGUUAUCAAAUUAGUAAAUAAUAUAUAA